Molecule: messenger RNA, 951 nt
Organism: Carya illinoinensis
Lineage: Eukaryota; Viridiplantae; Streptophyta; Magnoliopsida; Fagales; Juglandaceae
Product: acrosin-like
Exons: 3
Coding region: 298-639 (113 amino acids)
Source: RefSeq, a predicted model, not a curated record
CCCAGAGCCAGCCGUUUUGACUUGAAUUGACUUCACUGCAGAAUGCAGUGGGGGCUGGGAUUGAUAUUACUGCCGGUGAUUGUAAAGUGAAGGAAAUACAAAGCCAAAGUCCGCCAAAGACUCAGCAGCACGACACAUUGAUCUCACAUCAAACCUUGCAAGCGAGCACUCGCAUCAGCGUCUCUCACACCACUUCCUAUAUAAUCAAUCAUCCUCUUUGCUCCCUUCCAUAGUGUCUGCCUUCUAGCGUACGCGAACAUCCUUCGACGUUCUACCGACAAUCCCCACCACCACGACAUGGUCCAAGACCACCCUCAACAACCUUCGCCGGCUCUACCAGCUUCCACUCAAGCCGAUCCGCCUCCUCCUCCUCCUUCGCCACCGCCACUACCACCACCACAACAACAACCGUUCGAUCCUAGUCGAACCAUAUUUAUCGUUGAAGUGAUUGGAAUUAUUAAAAGGAAGGCCUUGAUAAAAGAGUUGGCUGCGGUCUACCAUGCUGAAUGCCUUGCAUAUUGUCAAGAGCUUUUGGAACUUCAAAGAAAAUGGGAAGAGCCAUUUAUUGACCUAAAGGCUCCAGUGGAUUCAAGGAAAGAGACAGUGCGGCCCACUAAACGUCUAAAGAAAUCUCGCUAGGCAUUGAUAUUAAUGUAAGAGUUGCAUACUGAUGUUGCUUCUGCAUUUGCAAUUCUGUUGACAUGUUCAAAUUUUUUACAUAUGUUUUCUAAGAUUCUCCAAUGGUGAUUUUAUUAGUUGUGUUCCUAUUUUACAGUUUGCUAGGGGUACAAACAAUUUUCCUUUUGUUAAAAAAAAAAAAAAAAUAGAAGGAACCUGCCUAAUUUCUGGACUGGUGUACCCACUUUCGGUACCCCAAUUUUGUGGUUCAUAAUUGUUGCAUAACUAGCAGCCUUUUAAGUAUGGAAACUGCAAGAAAGCUUACAUCAUUUA